GUAACAGCGGCCCCCUCCAGUCGGGCUGAGGCAGGGGCGGAGCUUGCCCAAACUCAAAUAAACACGGACAUGCAGCAUCCUACGAGGAUGUGCAGCCUCAGCAGCACAGAGCGACACAGCCACCAGGAUAAGGCAGCUGAAAAUCUCUGGCACGAUGAUCAAAUCCUUCAAGCAAACGUUCCUGUCCCUGGACCUGCAGUCCCCUCGGUGGAGCUCCACAGAGACAAUGGCCAAGGACUACGAACUGCGUCAGUACGAGACGGCCAAGUGGGUGAGCACGGUGAUCAGGGGGGAGAGCCAGAAGGAAGCCAUGCGCCAGGGCUUCUGGAAGCUCUUCCACUACAUCCAGGGCAAGAAUGAGAGAGAAACAAAGAUUGACAUGACUGUGCCAGUGACCUGCCUGGUGAAAUCUGGCUGCACAGACUUCAAGAUCUCGUUCUUUGUGCCCUUUGAACACCAGGACUCCCCUCCCCAGCCCACGGACUCGGAUGUGUUCGUGGAGGAGCGGAAGGCGGCGGCGAUCUUUGUCCGGUCCUUUGGUGGAUUUGCCUCCCCAGAGAAAUAUGCUGAGGAAGCUGAAGUCUUGGCCAGAACCUUAAGGAACAGAGGCCAACCAUUCCAUGAAGAUUUCUUCUACACUGCAGGCUAUGACAGCCCCUUCAAGCUCUUUAACAGGCACAACGAAGUGUGGUAUUUUAAAAAGUAACAUGGUGGGGGGAGUAUUAAGAGGCUACUAAUCAGCUCCAGAUGAAAACAGACCUUAAUAUUAAUGGCUUUUGCUUUAGUGCAGAAGAGAUUUAAUUUGCACAUGGACACAGAAUGUCUAAUUCAUUUUCUCUAGGAUGACAUACUGUUGUGGCUCAAAUGAUUUCAACUCCAUCUACAAAAUGUACAUUAAAUUCAAGCAGAUUGUACCAGGUAGAGUAGGGAGGUAUCACAAGCUUACUCUUAAUUGAAAGGUUCUAGGGAACACCAAUAAUCUGAAAAUAGUCCUUCCCAAAGUUUGGAUGUCUAGCUUUACUUCUCAUUAGAAGUGCCACAGCAACAGCUCAACGUGUCAUGGAGAACGAGUUCUCCAUGGAGCUGACUUUCCCAAUACUGACAUCACCCCUGAGACAGAGGAACUUAAAAAUGGAUUUUUAAAAGAAAUCUACAAAUUAAUGAGUUUUGGGAAGCAGAAACACCUUAGCAGGCUUUACUGACUCAUAAUUAAUAUCUUGGUUUUUUAAUUGGUAGUAUAAAACCCCCCCAGCUCUUCACUUUUUUUCCCCUCACGGAGGCCAAAUGCUGCCUUGCUCAAUUCCAGAGAGAAAGGGUUAACAAAUCCAAGCUGUGGCUUGCUCUGUGCACACCUGGACACAUCAUACCAGGAUUACUGGGGGCAUUUUAGUAGCAAAUAUUGAAGUAGUUAAGUUAGCUCUCACCUACAACACACUAAUUAGCACAUCAAUUAUCUGCCUUUGUCUCAUUGUGGGUAUUGGCCAGGCCAGCUGCAGCCUCACACCAGCAGCACUGUUAAGACACUUGCAAGGCAUUUAACCUAAUUUAGUCCCUGCUCUCAAUCAAGCAUUUGAAGCUUUUACACAGUAGCCUAGAGCUGUUCCAGUCAGAAAGGAGGUCACAACAACAGGCAGAGUUUGCAGGUUUUUAUUGGCUCCAACCAGGGUCAGGCAAACAUGACCAGUGGGGUGUUUGAAUGCUGUUCAUGCCCAUUACACUGCAAUCCUCCACCUAUUAAGACAGACAUAAGAACCACUUUGAGACACCAAACCUGCACAAGACACUUGCUGGGAACAUCUCAGCCCUUAGAAUUUCAUCUCUGUUCAGUGAGAGAGUUCAAGCUAAGGUUAUCAUCACUUGUUCCAGCAAGGAAAUGUCCUAAUUACUGCAUUUGCACUCACCUUCUCAGUUCCUCAUACAGCAGUUGCAGAGCUGCUCGCUCACCUAAAGCCAGAAGAAAACACACUUAGCAGAUGGAGCAGCACGAGUGGCAGGGGCUCCACAGCAGCUGUGUAACCUCAGCACAAAGUGGAACGGAAAGGGUAAAAUCACAGGAAUUCAUCUGGCAGAAUCAAUCUCAUCAGCGGCUACAAACACUCCCAGUCAGACAUCACACAGUUCAGCUGUUGGACUCACCCAGCAGGGCUGCAGAACAGCACAGUCCUUUCCUGAGGAACAGAGAGGUGCUUUCAGAAUGACAGACAGCAGCACUACAUGUAAAUUUAUUUAUUGAUCUAUGAAUUCCUAGUCCCCAAGCUAAUUUUACCUGGGAGGAGGCUGCCUUUAACUGAGUUUAACUUGCAACACCCAAAUAUAGGAGACACAAAGCUUACAAAUCCUAACUGAAUUGGAAAUACAGAAUUACUAACACUGGAGGAAGCAGGGUAAGCACUGAGCUACUUACUUGCUUUGUGAUGCUGUCUCUCCCCCACUGGAAAAUUGCAUUUAAUGAAUUUAGAUACCUAAAUGACAAGUCUCACAGGAAUCAUCCUGAAAACCUGUCUGACAACUAGUCUGUUGGGAAACAAGUUCACACAGCAAAUAUCUAGAACUUGAGACUAAGUUUGUGUAGAGCCAGUGUAAAGAUCAGCAAAAACUGCUGAGAAGAGACAACCAGAGAAUACAGGAUUGUUUUUCUUUUAAUUCCACAGUGCAAUGUUGCAAUAAACUCCCAAUUUUUAGUCA
Molecule: messenger RNA, 2685 nt
Organism: Myiozetetes cayanensis
Lineage: Eukaryota; Metazoa; Chordata; Aves; Passeriformes; Tyrannidae
Product: heme-binding protein 2-like
Exons: 5
Coding region: 155-706 (183 amino acids)
Cellular component (GO): cytoplasm
Source: RefSeq, a predicted model, not a curated record